Orycteropus afer afer is the source of this 1212-nucleotide messenger RNA. RefSeq names its product HERV-H LTR-associating 1 (gene HHLA1). Bases 1 to 1212 code for a protein of 403 amino acids. NCBI's taxonomy places the organism in Eukaryota, Metazoa, Chordata, Mammalia, Tubulidentata, Orycteropodidae. The record is from RefSeq and is a predicted model, not a curated record. The transcript has 14 exons.
AUGUUGAACUUUCUGCUACAUGGUCCUCCGGUGAGGCUGUGUUUGGGGCUUGCGUGUCUCCUGUCCCUUUGGAGCGCAGUGGCUGGUCCUAGAGGAGAAGAGAGGAGGGACAAGGGGGUGGCAUUUCUUGCUACCACAGAGCUAGCUGCCCGGUCGGUGGAUCUGUCCGCACUGAACCUGACGGAACUGGUGAAUGGGAUGCUGAACAGAGCUUUAAGAGACAGCAAGCAGUUCUUCUCCCUGCUCAGUGUUACUUCCUACAGCUCCUUCGCCUUCCACAAGUUCUCCGUGGCCAUUUACAACAUUUCUAACCUGAAGACCAUGGACCCUGCCCGAUUCCCCACCAGAUACUGCUACUGUCUGACCAACCGGACCAAUGACUUAUCUGAUUUCACAGCCCUACUGGUGGACAUCAUUGGGAAUUCUACCAGCUACCUCACAGAAAUUUUUAAGUCAACUUCCAUCCUCUCAGUGAGUCAGACCGAUGGAACCGACUGCAUCUUCAUCUGCGUGAUGACAGGAAAGUCAGGAAGGGACCUUUCUGACUUCUGGGACGUGGCGGAGAAAUUCCCUGUUAUCAACUACACAUUCACCAGCAGCAUCUCUGGUGGUCUGGCUACCAGGGGGAUGACUGUGACUUCUAAGCCCACAGCCACGAGCCAGUCAAGAGUACCAAGUACAAGCCCCCAACAGCGGGAGCAGAGCACCAGAGUGUCUGCUCUGAGGACCUCUCCCUGGAUAGAGGCAGCUAUUCCUUCAGAGGGAGAGGAUACCAUGACCACAGGAACAUACACCCCUGGUACCCAGACUCCAAGUCCAACCAAGGCACCAGCCCCCAAAUAUCCACAGACAGGUGAUUUCCCUGCCAUGUGGCCAUUCACCCCUGGGGACGAGUCAGCCCUGGUCCUAGAACUCCACCAGGUUUCAAGGUGUCCUCAGCCACUCUUCAAGGAGGGGGCCAUGACAGCUGUUCCUCUCCCCCUGGCCAUCCCGAGGAUCAACCCUUGCCUGAUGGAGCUGUGUCGCUUUUUCCAGCAGUGUCUCUGCACAAGCCAGGGGAGGACUGUCAGGACAGAGGCCAUGAGGUACUGCCUAGAACGCUAUUCUUGGUUUCUGAAGAAUGCAACAUAUAUCUGUCAGAGGAUGAAAAGGGUGUCCCACUCGCACACAUUAAAGCAAAGAUGCCUUGAGAAUAUCUGCAAGUCUGUAUGA